Molecule: messenger RNA, 641 nt
Organism: Dermacentor albipictus
Lineage: Eukaryota; Metazoa; Arthropoda; Arachnida; Ixodida; Ixodidae
Source: RefSeq, a predicted model, not a curated record
GUUAUUCUAGGCUUGGUAAUGACCGCGUACAGCACGCUGGUUAUACACAUGGGAUCCUUAACUAGGAUACUUUUCAUGGUGAGCACAGCAAUCACGGCGCCUUUUGUCGGAUUGUGCAUCUUGGCUGUGCUGUUUCCUUUUGUUCACUGCAAGGGCGCCGGCGUGGCGACGCUCUUGAUGGUUGUCUACCAAUUGUGGCACAUGGCUGAAGCUAUCAAAGGAGGAACAAGAGCUGCAAGGCUUCCAGUGUCUCUUAACUAUUGCCCUGGGAACCAAACUAGCACAUUUGCAGCACUUAACAUUACCUCGACAGUACCAAACAUCGGGACUGAAGGAACGUUCUUCAUCUUUCGCCUGUCAUACUUCUGGAGCAGCUUCUUCGCUUUCAUCGGAACUAUUGUCAUUGCAGUAUUUAUAAGUGCGGUUACAGGCGAAAUUAAGACAAGAGAGGAGAAAAGGCUAUGCAAUGAUGCCUUAGUGCGACUAUGGGAGAAGAUCAGUGGUUACGCGUCGAAAAAGGAACCUCACGCUACAAAUUGCAGCUACGAGGAACAUUGUGUAUAUAAACCAGAAGGCGAAAGCCUCGUCAUGCACGAACGACCGCCUCACGUAUAGAGAAGAGAUUUCCUCCAAGCUGACCG